CCGAAGGCGGGAGGACGGACGACGACCCUCCAUUCCCCAUCUCUUCCACCAUCUCUCCUCUCCCUCCCCACAAGAAAAACCUCGCGCGAACAAUGUACAGCCCUCUCGGCAGCGGCUGCGCGUUCGCGGCCGCGGCCAGCUCCGCGUUCCCGCCGGCCACCGUCCCCGGCGGGAUAUUCGCGGGGAGGAGGAGGAGGAGGCCGGCGAGGCUGGUUCUUGCGUGGGCGAGCUCGGAUGGCUCGGACGGUGGUGGUGCCGCCGCUGGUGCAGUGGCGGCCGAGGCUUCCGCUGUGGGAGAGAGCAAAGAAGGGGAGGUGGCCAGUGGCGGAGGUUCUUCCGCUGAGUCGUCGGCGGAGAAGAAGCCGGCUCCUGUUGAUCCCAAGAUUGAGAAGGAGCUCAAGAAGGCAGUUCAGAAGACCGCAGCAACGUUUGCACCAAGGGCGUCCACUGCCACAAAGAACCCUGCAGUGCCUGGAACAGCUCUGUACACUAUCUUUGAGGUCCAGGGAUAUGCCUCCAUGCUGUUGGGUGGAGCCCUUUCCUUCAAUCUCGUGUUCCCGUCGAAUGAGCCGGACAUUUGGAGGCUGAUGGGAAUGUGGUCCAUCUGGAUGUUCACUAUACCUUCUCUUCGGGCCCGUGACUGCUCAAGUAAGGAGAAAGAGGCUCUCAACUACUUGUUUCUACUGGUCCCUCUAAUCAACGUCAUUAUCCCGUUCUUCGUGAAAUCCUUCGCUGUUGUCUGGUCAGCAGAUACGGUUGCAUUCUUUGUGAUGUAUGCUUGGAAGCUUGGAUGGCUGCAACGGUCAGAGUGAACAAUUUCCUGAACGAAGGAGCAUUUGAACUGCAAAUUUUGCCUAAGUGAAUUUUGGAGGGCACGCUACAUGCGAUGAAUUUUUCCUAGAUUUAGUUUCGUGUACAUCCAUGGAGUGUAAAGAAGCUUGCUAUGUAGAUGUACCUUAAAUUGUCAACAUUAGUGUUGACUAGGAACUGGGCAUCUCUCAACCUGUUAUGGUUUCCCAGUAGAUCAUAUAUGUCUGCGCGCUGGCAUGAAACGGUUGCCAAUUGCAUCUGCUUCGUUCUUGGGGCUACAAUUCGCAACUGAAUUUGCUA
Molecule: messenger RNA, 1110 nt
Organism: Oryza sativa Japonica Group (Japanese rice)
Lineage: Eukaryota; Viridiplantae; Streptophyta; Magnoliopsida; Poales; Poaceae
Product: protein RESISTANCE TO PHYTOPHTHORA 1, chloroplastic
Biological process (GO): defense response
Cellular component (GO): chloroplast
Source: RefSeq, a predicted model, not a curated record